AUGUCUGACGAGGGAGGAGAAUUCCACAAAGAAUCUUCAAAUGAGCCACCUGGCUAUGAUCCUGAUGCUGAACAUUCGAAUUCCCACCAAGGAGGUCUCGCUCGAGCGAUCACCAACCAAUCAGCGAUGGAAAUACCAAAAAGCUUCUUGCAUGAGGUCAUAUUCAUCGCAGUGGUGUGUGCUGCCCAAUUCAUGACACAGUCUGGCCUUGCCAUUGCUAUUGUUCCCCUUCAUAUCAUCGGUGACAGCUUCCAUGUCACCAAUCCCGGCCAAUUAAGUUGGUACGCAGCCGCGUACAGCCUAACGGUUGGUACCUUCAUUCUGGUUGCAGGAAGGCUAGGGGACCUUUAUGGGCAUAAACUCAUGUUUAUCGGUGGUUUCGCUUGGUUUGGACUAUGGUCUAUCCUUGGAGGGUUCUCGGUAUGGUCGAACCAAAUAUUUUUCGAUAUUUGCCGCGCAUUUCAAGGAAUUGGACCGGCGUUUCUGCUACCAAACGCCCUGGCUAUUCUGGGACGCACAUACCCAGCUGGCCCUCGAAAGGAUAUGGCGUUUAGUAUCUUCGGCGCGACAGCACCAGGAGGAUUUAUCGUUGGAGGUGCUUUCUCGGCUCUACUAGCAGAGCGUGCCUGGUGGCCAUGGGGAUAUUGGAUCAUGGGAAUCGUUUGCAUAGCAUUCUCAGUCCUCGGAUUCUUCGCUAUCCCCGAUUCGCAGCCCCCCAAAGUAUCGGUUCAAAUCCCAUGGUGGGUCAAAUGUGAUCUACUAGGGGGCUCCCUCGGUGUCGCCGCCCUUAUUCUGAUUAAUUUCUCCUGGAAUCAGGGACCAACUGUCGGCUGGCCGACCGUCUAUGUCUACGUUCUUUUGAUCGUCGGUUUCCUAUGCCUAGCCCUAUUUUUGUGGGUCGAGUUCCACGCAACAUGUCCCUUACUGCCUCGGGAUGUUUUCACCGAGGAGGUUGCGUGGGUACUAGGUUGUAUCGCUGCUGGCUGGUCCAGCUUUGGAGUUGUGGUUUUCUAUUUCUUCCAAUUUAUGGAAGUCAUCAAGGGUGAUGCACCCCUUUUGGCGCUGGCGAAGUUCGCACCGGCGGCUGUGUCUGGUGCAAUCGCUGCAGUGACAACUGGCUUUAUUCUGGCCCGAGUACCUCCCAGUGCGAUCAUGUUGGCGGCUAUGCUUGCAUUUACAGGUGGCCAAAUCCUCCUGGCCACACUGCCUGUUCACCAAACAUACUGGGCCCAAGCAUUUGUCCUUUCUAUCUUGACCCCGUGGGGCAUGGACAUGUCCUUUCCAUCCGGGACAAUUAUCCUCAGCAAUAACAUGGCACGGGAGCAUCAAGGACUUGCUGCCUCACUCGUCAACACGAUUGUGAACUACUCUAUCUCGAUUGGGCUUGGGCUUGCUGGGACUGUCGAAACCCAAGUUAACCGCGGUGGUACGGACACAUUCCGAGGUUAUCGCGGUGCAAGCUACAUGGGCAUUGGCCUUGCUGGUCUGGGGGUUGGCAUCGCGACAAUGUUUGUCAUUCGAACCAUAACCAAACGCGACAAGACCAACUCUGCAACCCCAGCGGAUAUCUCGAAUAUGGAAGAUGGUUCAUGA
Penicillium robsamsonii is the source of this 1593-nucleotide messenger RNA. RefSeq names its product MFS transporter. Gene Ontology annotation, biological process: transmembrane transport. The record is from RefSeq and is a predicted model, not a curated record. The transcript is spliced from 2 exons. Gene Ontology annotation, cellular component: membrane. Lineage: Eukaryota; Fungi; Ascomycota; Eurotiomycetes; Eurotiales; Aspergillaceae. Bases 1 to 1593 code for a protein of 530 amino acids. Gene Ontology annotation, molecular function: transmembrane transporter activity.